Molecule: messenger RNA, 4636 nt
Organism: Macrosteles quadrilineatus (aster leafhopper)
Lineage: Eukaryota; Metazoa; Arthropoda; Insecta; Hemiptera; Cicadellidae
Gene: Sec6
Product: exocyst complex component 3
Exons: 2
Coding region: 630-2843 (737 amino acids)
Biological process (GO): exocyst localization; exocytosis
Cellular component (GO): exocyst
Molecular function (GO): SNARE binding
Source: RefSeq, a predicted model, not a curated record
UCUAGUAGUCUAACGUCAAUCUCAAUCGGUCAAUCCCCAAUCCUAAUAUUAUUGUGAAGUUAAAUAGGCUUUACCUUUUAUAUUUACUAAAUUAAUACUUAUUUUAAUACUCUUGCUUGCACUCGUAUUUACUUUAUGUAAUUUGUUCGUACUUGUCCUACUGUGUACCAGCAUUUAGUUAGUUUCCCAACUGACGAAUUUGUUUCAAUAUUGAAUAAUUAAUUUCUUCGUUUACUGCUAUUGUUGAGAAGUGAACAUUCAUUGAACAUUGAAUCGAAUUUUAUAGAUCUUAUUUGCACGUCAUGCAAUUUGAUCAGAUUUAACUUAAAUUUCUUCUAUUUACGUACCUAACCUAUUUAAGGAAUAUUGACUAACCUAAGCCUACAAUGGAAAAUCACGUCGUUGACAUCGAUUGGCGAUUUGGAGGUUUGUUGUUCUUACUAUCCUGCAGCUAAUUGGUUUGUUGAUGUUCUCUCUUAUUUUGUAGAAUUGCCAUUGAAUUGUUACAAGUAUAAUAAAAAAAAUAGCUCAGGCUUUACUGAAUCUCUAAAGCCUUACUCUCAAAGUAUUGUAGCCUAACUUAUUUGGUUUGGCUAUAGGCUAUCUUAUUUACUGAUAAUUAUAACAAGAUGGAGUUAGAAAAGUUAGAAAAUGAAGCCAAAGCUACAGCUGCUAAACAUGUUAUCAAUAUGCUUCAGCGUACUGGACAGCUGGAAAAGGUUGAUCAGUUUAAGAGACGAGUCAGUAGGAAGAAAAUAUCUGUUGAAGCCAUGUUAAAAACAGCGAUGCAAAGUCAGCUUGAUGGGGUUUGUGUUGGUCUAAAUCAACUAUCAACUGCCCUCCAAGAUAUACAAGAGAUUCGACAAAAUUUGAAAGAAAUUAAUGAAUCAUUUGCUAACAUACCAGAGUUGGGUAUCAAACUUAAUGAAGUGAAAAAUAAGAAUAUUCAGCACUCACAGUUUGUAACUGCAAUGGAAAACUUGAAACAUUUAUUUACUGUUCCAGAAAGUGUAGAAAAAACAAAACAGUGGAUUAAUGAAGGGAAGCUUUUACAUGCCCAUCAAAGUUUAAUGGAUUUAGAAAACUCCCGUGAUGAUUUGUUGUUUGAGCUACACAAAAUAUCCAAUCAAAAACAAGCUGAUAAAAUAUUACUGAAAGCAUAUUUUGAAGAAGUGGAAGGAGUAUCUUUGGAGCUUGAGAAGCAGCUGAGGUUGGUUCUUAGCCGAACAUUGAACACAGUAAGAAAAGAACCAACUGUUAUUGUCACUGCUUUAAGGAUUAUAGAACGAGAAGAAAAAGCAGACGAAUUUGCCCUACAAAGAUUCAGUAGGAGUAAUUUCAUGCCUCCAGGCAGACCGAAGAAGUGGAGGUCAAUGGCAAUGGAAGUACUCAAGAAGUCAGUUUCACAAAGAAUUGAAGGUACCCAGGUGGAUGAACGUGAAAACAAUAAGAUGUGGCUGGUUAUGUAUUUGGAGCUAACUAGACAGUUGAUAUUAGAAGACUUGCGUGUUGUUAAGACACUUUGUGGUCCUUGUUUUCCUCCGCAUUAUGAUAUUGUCAAUGAAUUUGUUAAUAUGUAUCAUACUUCACUCUCUAGACACUUGGAAGAAAUCAUCCAAAGUGGUCUUCAAGGCAAUGAAUAUGUGUCAGUGUUAGCCUGGGUUGUAAAUACCUACCCAGGACCGGAACUGAUGCAACAUGAGGAGCUAAAUAUUGGUAUUUCGACAGUAGGGCCUCUCUUGAGAACGAAUGUCAUUAAUGAUUUGCAGCACCAAUACCUUUCAAACAUGGAAACAAACUACGAAGAUUGGAUGCAAAAAACACUUGAAACUGAGAAACAAGACUGGAUCAAUGGUGUAGCCCCUGAAGGAGAUCAAGAUGGCUAUUUCCACACUGCUGCCCCUGUUAUUAUAUUUCAAAUGAUUGAUCAAAAUUUACAAGUCACGAAGACAAUAAGCCAAGCUUUGACUCACAAGGCUAUGGUUUUAAGUAUUGACCAGGUUGCCAAGUAUGGAAUCAUGUAUAGAGAAGCAAUAAGAGAGUUCAAAUUGAGACAUUUUGAAGAUCGUAGCAAAGUUCCUUUCUUCACGCAUUACAUGAUAACAAUAGUGAAUAACUGCGUACUCUUCAUAGAGUUAGCUCAGCAAAUGAAACAGCACUACUGGAAAACUGAUUUCAGCAGUGAAGAAUCUUCAGGUCAAUUCAAUCUCCUUUUAAAAAUCUACCAAGAUCUUCGUAAUGAAGCAGCAAAGUUCCUUCUUGAAGAAGCUUUUCUUGAUUUGGAAUCUCACUUCCAGGAUCUUAUAACUAUGAAUUGGGUUUCCAGCUCGAUUCCAGUUGAUACUAUUUGUGUUACGCUGGACGACUACUUCCAAGACUAUGUACACCUACGAGUGAAAAAUUUUGAAUAUGUCAUAACUGAGGCAGAGAAUUUAGUUGCAAGGAGAUAUAUAUCAGCAAUGCUUCAGAAAAAAGUUACGUUUAGAUCGUAUGAAGAAAGAAGAUCGGCAGGUAACAAAAUUCUGAAGGAAGUAAAUCAGAUCAAAACUCUGUUUUGUAAAAUAGCUCCAAAACUAGGGAAUCGAGUUGACUCCCCUUUGGAGACUAUCAAGAGCUUAGCGGAGGUGCUCAAAAGUGAAGAUCUAGAGAUUUUAUCUUUGGAUAUUCAUAGUCUGGUUGACAAAUAUCCAGACAUAACAGAAGAUCAACUCAGUCGUCUUUUGAGCCUGAGAGGGGAUCUAUCAAGAGCUGAAAUACGUGAAAAAUUGUCAUACAUAUUCCAAGAUUCGUCUGGACAGAAGAGUACCUCGUUUGUUAGGAGUAUAUUUGAUCAGAUCUUAUGAGACACACAAUCAUUUACAUCUACAUUCCCAAGCUAAGUGACAGCUAAGAGCAGUGAGAAAAGUCAAGAAGGGAAAACAUUUUUGCAGCUGAGAAUCACUUACAAGACUGGCGACGAAUUGAAGAACUUCCAUGUAGAAAUGGGUCUUGACCAGUUUUAUACCUUUCUUCAUGAGCUAGAGAAAGCAAGAAGUGUGCUUGAAUAUGGCAGCUAAACAUUCAACUUCAUCAAAUUGGGUCGUGUAUGAUGAUGUGCGAGCCCAUACAUAAGAAGCGUUAAAUAUUUUAAUACAAGCUGUCAUUUUGUUAGGCUACUCUUACAUGUGUUUAGUAAUUAUUUGCUUUCAUAAGCCAUGGUUUAGGAUCCUGACUAUAACCAUAGACAAAAAUAAUUAAAUAUAGACCGUCAGCUGUGCUGCGGUUACCAUAGGUUCUGGCACACACCGCUGAGAGCGCUAUGUAGUUAUGGCCCGGUACGUAACUACUUGGCGCUCCCAGCGGUGUGCGCCAGAACCUAUGGUAACCACAGUACGACUGACAGUCUAUUUUUAAUUCUUUUUGUCUAUGCUAUAACUGAGAAAUGUAUUAUUGUGCUGUAUAUUCAAGUAAAGAGAGCAGUCAUUGAUUUAAGUUUAUUUUUUAUUUAAUUACUUUUUAUCUACAAAAUAGUAGCUUAGUGUAACCAGAUUGUAUAGACUUUGUUAAAAUAUAAAACUUCGAUAGUGAAGGGUGUUUUUUUAGACGUGUACAGCUUAGAAAUCACAUAAACACAUAAAAAUUAUGUUAAUUACCAUGGGAAUGAAUUUAUUGGUACCUUUGUGCCAUUUAAAAAAUAGUUUUGGGAAUGUGGGUGCCGCGGCUGGCUCAAAUGAAGCUUAAUCUCUUAGUCAAGUUUUUGAUCCCUAGAUCCAGUAUCUGGGGCCUUCUAUAAUUUUGAGAAUAUGGGUGCCAUCAAAUCCAGCAGUUUUGUGGGGAUCUGUAAACCAACUACUGUAGUACCUAAAGAUAAACCACAACAGUUGGCCGAUUAGUAAGCUAACAUCUGUUGUGUAUUGCCGCUAUAUAGCCUCAGCUGCUGGAUAACAUGAUUGAAAACUUGACUUCCAGAUUGUGCUUAUGUUUAGCCAGUCGCAGUGUCAGGUUAAUUAACAUAGCCUAAUUGUAAUAAUAAGUGUUAGGGCCUACGUGACAUUUCAAAGUGUUAUAAAGCAGCUUUUAAAACAAAGACUCUUUAUACUACCGCUUCAACAUGUUAUUUACCAUAAAUAACGACCUAAAAUUUCCUUUAGAAAAGAAGUUAAGUUCUUGAAAAAAUUUGUUUUAUUAUGAUUAUGUGCUUAACAACAUAGUUAUUAGUCUUUCAAACACAAAACAAACAUUUUAGGCUCGGUUAAAUCUAAGCGUUGAACGAAAAUAGAAUGUUAAACACGGAUUAACUGGUCAAGUCGUAGUAUAAAUACUCAAAGGCUGUGAAAAGCUGCACCAGCUGAUCGUAGUCGUAUUACGUGCCUUGUAAAGCACACGUUUUGUGUUGUUUGGUUGGAAUACUGGAGUAAGUAAGUAAAUGCAGCAAUUAGCUACAUUGCGUGCUAUAAUCUGUGCAAGGAACCACUUUGUUAGGUAACUGUAAGAAAAAUAUAUUUGUUUGAAAUGCAGAUAACACUAUAACUAAAUGCAGUCGAAGUUUACUAUUUACCUAGCAAAGAAAUACAUUUUGUUACUAAGCCUUUGUUGUAAAUAUUCUUAAUCAACUGUAUUGCUUUUGCACUCCAAUACACCUUAUAUUUACUCAUAA